Messenger RNA from Homo sapiens (human), 105 nucleotides. RefSeq lists its product as uncharacterized. The coding region runs from base 1 to 105 and encodes 34 amino acids. NCBI's taxonomy places the organism in Eukaryota, Metazoa, Chordata, Mammalia, Primates, Hominidae. The record is from RefSeq and is marked validated. The transcript is spliced from 2 exons.
AUGUUAAAGAUGAGCGGGUGGCAGCGACAGAGCCAAAAUCAGAGCUGGAACCUGAGGAGAGAGUGUUCAAGAAGGAAGUGUAUCUUCAUACAUCACCACACCUGA